Molecule: messenger RNA, 674 nt
Organism: Wyeomyia smithii (pitcher-plant mosquito)
Lineage: Eukaryota; Metazoa; Arthropoda; Insecta; Diptera; Culicidae
Product: U3 small nucleolar ribonucleoprotein protein IMP3
Exons: 2
Coding region: 72-617 (181 amino acids)
Biological process (GO): rRNA processing
Cellular component (GO): small-subunit processome; small ribosomal subunit; Mpp10 complex
Molecular function (GO): rRNA binding; structural constituent of ribosome; snoRNA binding
Source: RefSeq, a predicted model, not a curated record
UUUAAUUCUUAUCGCAUGCUUCUAGUAGAUUUGAUAUAGCAUUGUGUUGUUGAAUAGAAAUUUAAAUCAAAAUGGUUCGAAAACUCAAAUUUCAUGAACAGAAACUGCUUAAAAAAGUAGAUUUCUUCAACUGGAAAGAAACUAACAAUUUAAAUGAAGUGAAGGUUAUGCGCAAAUACAACAUUCAGAAACGCGAGGACUACACAACUUACAAUAAACUAUCUCGGAAUGUUCGGGAACUAGCCGCAAAAAUCGCAGAAGUCGAUUCUAAGCAUCCCUUUCGAACGGAAAUGAGCGGUUUACUGUUGGAGAAACUAUACGUUUUAGGUCUAAUACCGACCAAAUGGGAUCUGGAGAACGCCAGCAAACUGAGUGCUUCAUCUUUCUGUCGGAGACGACUUCCUGUUGUACUGCUGAGGAACAAUAUGUCCGAGAAUAUACAGCACGCUACAAAAAUGAUCGAGCAUGGCCACAUACGGGUUGGUGCCGAGGUAGUCAAAGAUCCUGCUUUUCUAGUGCCCCGAACAUUAGAAGAUUUUGUGACGUGGGUGGAUGGAUCAGCGAUUAGAAAACAUGUACUUGAAUACAAUGAUAUGCGAGAUGAUUUCGAGUUGUAAUUAAAUUGAAUAAAGUAAAUUAAAGGAAAAAAGUUUUGUUUCAACAGCAUCACGUUU